ACGGGCGGACAACCAGAACGAAACUAAAAGUGGCUCCCAAGACGAUCAGCAAGAACCUACGGAGGACUCUACAAUUUGGCGCAGUCGGUACGAUUAAUAUGGAUUCGUAUAAACAGUUUCAUUUGGAUCCGUUCAAUGAUGCCGCUGAUGCAUCUAAUUUGCGGUUGGAGUGGGAGGAGUGGCACAGAGCCUGCGAACUUGUUCUUGAAUUAAGUAAUAUCGAUUCGCAGCAUCAAAAAUUACUCUUUAUGUUGGCUCGAGGCGGCAGAGGUCUGCAAAGGAUUUAUUAUAACCUUGCACCGGUUGCUGGGGAAAUCCAACCAGGUCCAGUUAAAAUUCCACUUGCCCCAAAAGAAAUUCCUGAAUACGACAACGCUAUCAAGCGACUCAAUGCCUUCUUCAUAGGAAAACGGAACGAAAGAGUUGAACUGGAGGUUUUUCGUUCACUCAGACAGUCGGCUGGCGAGUCAUUUAAUCGCUACAUACUUAAGUUGCGGACGCAAGCAGCACGUUGCGAUUUUCGGGAUCGAGUGGAAAAUGAAUUGUUGCAGCAAAUCACGGUUGGUGCUAGUGAUGAAAGAGUUAGAGAUAAAGGCCUCGAGAGCAUCAUGAACCUUGACGAGCUGGUCAACUAUGCUGUCAAUCGGGAAGUAUUGCAGAAACAAAAGGAGAAAUCGUAUCCAUUUAGACCAGAAGCAGGCGUCGUAGCAUCGGUGAAGCAGGAUUGGAUCACAAAAUCAGAGCCGAAAAGUUCAAAUCGUGGACAACCCUUUGCGCGUGAGAAAAAACGAUAUAAUAACAUUCGUACUGGAACCGAAUGCGACCGUUGUGGUUCGUGGAAACACCAUCGGGAUUCAAGAGAGUGUAUCGCGCGAAAUUGUACUUGCAACAAGUGUGGCAGUCGCGGGCACUUUGCCAGAAAGUGCAGAGCAGGACGAUAUGCAUCAACGCAGCCCCGGUAUACCUGGAAGAAAACUGAUAAAGUCAAUACGUUGCAGGAUGAAAGUUCACAUCAGGCAAGCUGCUACGUUGAGAAUGAGCCAUCCGCAAAGGUAGAAUAA
Topomyia yanbarensis is the source of this 1061-nucleotide messenger RNA. RefSeq lists its product as uncharacterized. NCBI's taxonomy places the organism in Eukaryota, Metazoa, Arthropoda, Insecta, Diptera, Culicidae. The coding region runs from base 99 to 1061 and encodes 320 amino acids. Gene Ontology annotation, molecular function: nucleic acid binding; zinc ion binding. The transcript has 2 exons. The record is from RefSeq and is a predicted model, not a curated record.